AUGCCCUCAGACGAACAAACAUCGAAGCCUAUAGAUAUACCAAAAAAACGGAAGUACCAUCAAGAUGUAUGCAUUCUAAGCUCCACAUGGAACCUCCCAGCUAAUAUACAGCAGGACUCUGGCGACAGGGUUGGUGAAUAUAACCCUCAAACUGGGACAAGGAAUGGCCGGCACGGCUCGAGAAGAUUUCAGACGACAUGUGACACCAUAGACAGAAACACUGCAGCGACAUCAAAGGCGACGAAAACAGCUUGGAGAAUUGAGCUGUGCAAAGUCAACUGCGAAAAGUUGAUGAAUAUUAAUCCUUGUGGAAGUGCAAGGAUGGCGAAAAGCAUCUUGACAAGUAUGGUCAAUGAGGAACUCGACGAAGGCGAAAUGGCGGAUACCGAAGACAUUCAUGAAACGACCUGGAGAAGACAUCAAUCAAUGCGGUGUAAAAACAAGCUUAGAAUGAAAGAGGCUGAGAUGGUUUCAAACUGGACCUGCAGUCACUACUGA
Botrytis porri is the source of this 498-nucleotide messenger RNA. RefSeq lists its product as uncharacterized. The record is from RefSeq and is a predicted model, not a curated record. The coding region runs from base 1 to 498 and encodes 165 amino acids. The transcript has a single exon. NCBI's taxonomy places the organism in Eukaryota, Fungi, Ascomycota, Leotiomycetes, Helotiales, Sclerotiniaceae.